Messenger RNA from Anopheles stephensi (Asian malaria mosquito), 510 nucleotides. Its product is annotated as probable peptidyl-tRNA hydrolase 2. The record is from RefSeq and is a predicted model, not a curated record. Bases 32 to 445 code for a protein of 137 amino acids. NCBI's taxonomy places the organism in Eukaryota, Metazoa, Arthropoda, Insecta, Diptera, Culicidae. Gene Ontology annotation, molecular function: peptidyl-tRNA hydrolase activity. Gene Ontology annotation, cellular component: mitochondrion; cytosol. The transcript has a single exon.
CCGAGAAGCAGCGGGCAAAGUAUAGCGACAAAUGAACGCGCUCCGUACGUUGUUCGCCACGGUCAACGGUGGCGCUGGUAGUUCCGCCAUGAAAAUGGUGCUGGUAGUACGGUCGGAUUUGGGUUUGAAGAAGGGUAAAAUUGCGUCCCAGUGUGCCCAUGCAGCCGUUCUUUGCUGCAUGCGGGCACAAGCCGGAGGUGGCCCCGGUAGGACCAAACUAGACGCGUGGCUAAUGCAGGGCCAACCGAAGAUAGUGCUUAGGGUGGAUAGCUUGCAGGAGAUGCAUUCGCUGAUGGAACGUGCCGAAACGAUCGGUGUAGUUGCCGAGAUUGUUCGGGAUGCUGGCCGCACGCAGGUUGCUAGUGGGACGGAAACCGUACUAGGCCUGGGACCGGAUAGUAGAGAAGCGAUAGAUUCGUUGGUAGGAAAUUUGAAGUUGUUGUAGAUAUGUGUCUGUGUGUGUUGGGAAUGAAGUGUUCAAUAAUGUAGAUUAACCAAUACCAAAUGUUA